Molecule: messenger RNA, 1215 nt
Organism: Paramecium sonneborni
Lineage: Eukaryota; Ciliophora; Oligohymenophorea; Peniculida; Parameciidae
Source: the annotation of a GenBank genome assembly
AUGAAAUCAAUUAAACAAAGGUUGACUCCUACUAAACUAAAGGAUGUAAGUAAUCUUAGUAGAAUUUGCUGUAUCAAUCAUACUAAUAAAACUGCUAAGUAUUUUUUAACAAAAGACAACUCAGUUUUUUUAUGUUCCAAAUGUGCAGUUUAAAUUAUGGGUAAAGGAUAGAAAGUUGAAGAAAUACCUGGUCUUGAGGAAGAAUUUAGAAGCAAAUAAAUUAAUCUAUUUAUCAAUUCAGUCAAUAAUAACAUUCCUCAUAUUGAUAAAAUGAUGAAUGCCUUAAUAACUAAAAGAGAUGAUAUUUAAAAAUACUAUGAAUAAUAAAAAGAAAAGAUUGAAAAAUUUCAUUCUCAAAUUUACAAAAUCUUAGAAGAAGAUAAAAUCAAAAAGUUAUAAUAAUUACAUAAUAAUUUUAAGAAUGUAUCAAAAUAAUACGAUGAAAGUAUUUAAACUUUAUAAUAAUCUAAAUCUGAAACUAUAUCCAUGAAGAGAGACAUAGAAUUUAAUCUUAAUUCCAUUAUCAAAUCAAUUCAAAAUGAUCCUUUUAAUGAAAUUAUGGCAAGUUAUUAAAAAAAUCUUUCAAUAUUUAUUGGAAAAACUGAUCAUAUUGCCAAAAUUCCAAUUGACGUCCUAAAAGUUACCCUAAAUGAACCAAUUAAUAUAAGUCAUCUUAUAUCAAUAUAAUAAUUAAAAACAUGUUUAAUCAAAAAAAGCCUUCAGGAUAAUAAUAAACCAGAGAUUAAUGAUAGCGUGAAUGAAGGUUAGGAAAAAAAAGAAUAUUUUACUUAACCCAAAGUUAGUAGAAUGGCAUUGUCUACUGUAAAAACACCUAAAUAAGAUUAUGGUAUUAAGAAUGUUGCCUCAUUUGAGAUAACAUGUGAAGAAUGUUAUGAGGAAGGACAUUCAUAAAUGAUUGAAAGAGAUGAUGUUGAGAAUUCCUAUUAAAUGAUGUUAUUAGAAACACUUUCAGAUUAAGAGGAAAAUAAGCCUGAAUAAGAUAUUUUAGGAUCAUUUGGACCUUGUUAAAUUAAUAAAAAUAAUAAUAAUAAUCAUAAUACUAUAUAACUAAAAAAUAAUAAUGUUACUUAACCAAAUAAUAAUAAUAAAUUGUUAGUUUCAAAAAUUAUAGAAAGAAAUAAUAUAAAAAAUGAUAGAAAUUUAGAAAAAAAUUAUAUGUUUAAAGCUAUAAAUACAUCCUUAAAACUUGCAUGA